AUGCACCGUUCGCUGCUUCUGGCCGCGCUCCUCGCGUCGGCAGCUGCGCAGUUCACGCCUGGCACGUGCAACAAGGAGCUAUCGGACGCAGCGUUUGCGUGCGCCAAGCUCUUUCCUAGCCCGUCGGGGUCGCCAGCCGACUCGUUCAACCAGAUUGCGUCGCCCGACGGCCACUUGCGCAUCUGCUACGGCGACGUGCCCGAGUGCAACGACCUCCAGCGGCUCGCGCUGACGCCGGCCGGCGACUGCACGGUCCUGGUCUGGAAGGGCGGGUAUGUCAACCUCAAAACGGUCAUCUCGCCGUGCCCGAACCCGCUCCCGCCGCGCCUCCAGGAGAAGCGGCUCUGCACCGCGACGGGGCUGAUUGCGUCCGAGUUUUACGGCCGCAUUUACACGGACAUUGUCCGCAACAAUGCCAACGAAGUCUUUCUCUACAACGUCACCGCCAAGACGCUCGUCGCCAAGAGCAACGGCCAGUGCCUCGUCGCCGUGCCCGGCCCGCCGCACCCGUACUUGGGCUACGGCGGCGUCAUGACCGUCCCAUGCCAGCCGUCGGCGCCGCUGCAGCAGUGGACCAUCCAGGACCAGCGCGUUGCGGCGACGACCGCCGGGAUGGCCUCCUUCUGCCUCGACACCAACCCGUUCCAGCGCGGAUCGGGCGCCAGCGUUGGGCCGUGCAACAUGGGCGCUCUCUCGACGACAACGUUCGUCGAGUGCGCAAGCCUCACGACCUCCUACAUCACCAUCAAGACGCUCACGACGGGCCACCGCCUCAGCGAGUACUACACCAGCCUGUACGCCAACGCGCCCGCCGACAACUUCAACGAGCUCUUCACGUGGGACAAGCCCAACAAGAUGUUCAAGGUCGCCAGCAACAACCAGUGCUUGGACGCGUACAAGGACGCCAACGGCAAGUUCCAGGUGCACACGUGGGCCUGCGACGUCAAGAACGGCAACCAGAAGUGGAACUUCAACCCGACCACCAAGACACUCGAGCACGCGACCCACACUGGUCAGUGCCUCGACGCCGACCCGACGUACACCGAUCGCCACGCGCAGAUGUGGGCAUGCAUUCCCAACAACCCUAACCAGCAGUGGUCCAUCGACACCUUUUAUGGUUGA
This is a messenger RNA of Saprolegnia parasitica CBS 223.65, 1122 nucleotides long. RefSeq lists its product as hypothetical. Bases 1 to 1122 code for a protein of 373 amino acids. Lineage: Eukaryota; Oomycota; Saprolegniomycetes; Saprolegniales; Saprolegniaceae. The record is from RefSeq and is a predicted model, not a curated record. The transcript has a single exon.